Molecule: messenger RNA, 1056 nt
Organism: Echinostoma caproni
Lineage: Eukaryota; Metazoa; Platyhelminthes; Trematoda; Plagiorchiida; Echinostomatidae
Source: the annotation of a GenBank genome assembly
AUGGUGUACAUAUGGAAUGUGGCAACUGAGGAGCCCCUAGUAGAAAUCAUGUUUCCUGAUAUAGUCUUGUGUGCCAGUUUCAACUACAAUGGAUCGAAAUUGGUUACCACAUGCAAAGAUCGACACACUCGAGUACUAAACCCGCGAACCGGAGACAUUAUUGUGGAAGGGAUCUGUCACCAGGGCACCAAACCACAAGAGGCGGUUUACAUCAAGGGAGAUCGCGUUUUCACUACUGGAUUCUCUCCAAUGAGCGAGCGACAAUUUGCUUUGUGGAAGGAUAGUGAUCUCAAAGAACCGAUGCAUAUUCAGGAGUUGGACACAAGCAAUGGUGUGCUCUUCCCUUUCUAUGAUCCAGAUACAAACCUGAUUUAUCUGUGUGGCAAGGGUGACAGUACAAUCCGUUAUUUCGAAAUCACAGAUGAAGAACCAUAUGUGUUCUACAUAAACAUGCUAACUAGUUCGGAUCCGCAACGGGGUAUGGGUUGGAUGCCCAAACGAGGUCUGGAUGUGAAUCAAAAUGAGAUCGCGCGGUUCUACAAGUUGCACACUAAAGGUUUAUGCGAAAUCUCACUCAAAGAAGGUUACGUCCCAAAAACACGCGCUAAAAACCGUGUCAGCAAGUUGUUGUCAAGUUCGCAACCCACUCGUGCUGGCCAGAAAUCUCCCAUUGGCGACACUUCACGGGCGACUACCAACGAUUCAGCCCGAGCACGUCCAACUUCCACCAGUACCACUGCCACCUCAGUCCCUUCCCGCGACACACACGGUUCUGCGGAACAGUCGUGUACCAGUGAUAAAUUGAUCAUGUUUCAUCAGCGUUACAUUUUGCCUUGUGCUCUCUCCGGUUUUUCAUCUCAGAACACCAACGGUACUCAUGUGCCCGCUCCUGACGGUAUCAAUCCAGCCGAUGNAGCCGAUGUGCAACAGCUGUUGGAUGAUAUGCGAAAAAUGAAAAUAAUUAUCAAGGGUCAUGAGCGGCGCAUCAAGUGCAUGGAAGAGCUCGUGAAAAUCAACGACGGGAACGCCUCGAAAGAUGUUGCCAAUUCGAAAUAA